Phytophthora sojae is the source of this 1140-nucleotide messenger RNA. RefSeq lists its product as hypothetical. The transcript has a single exon. The record is from RefSeq and is a predicted model, not a curated record. Gene Ontology annotation, molecular function: iron-sulfur cluster binding; oxidoreductase activity. The coding region runs from base 1 to 1140 and encodes 379 amino acids. NCBI's taxonomy places the organism in Eukaryota, Oomycota, Peronosporomycetes, Peronosporales, Peronosporaceae.
AUGCUGUACUUCUUGACGCUAACCCAGCGCUGCAACUUGGCCUGCACGUACUGCGGGUCGUCCGAGGAGCUGGACAUCGAGGACUUGAUCGACCCUCUCGACUGCAAGUACAAGGUGGACGCUCUGGACAAGCUCACGACCCCCCUCAAGAACGAACAGGAGCCCUUCGCUAUCUGCUUCUAUGGCGGCGAGCCGCUGCUGCAGCUGCGCCAGAUCAAGAAGGUGCUAGCCCAGCACGAGGGCAGUAACACCAAAUUCGUGCUGCAGACCAACGGCACCAAGCUCAACCGCACGCCCACUGCGGUGGUGAACAAGAUGGACACGAUCUUGAUCUCAGUGGAUGGAGGUGAGAAGGUCACGGACACCAACCGUGGGGCGGGGACUUGGCGCCAAGCCAUCGACAACGGAUACCUGAUCCGCAAGAAUGGCUUCAAGGGCGAUUUGAUCGCCCGGAUGACGGUGAGCCACGUGAGCGGCGACAUCUACCAGGAUGUCAAGGACCUAUUCGAUCUCGGCAUCUUCGACCACGUGCACUGGCAGCUGGACGCGCAGUGGAGCACCCCCAUGUACGCGGGGUAUGAAGACCGCGGCGGCUUCCUCCAUUGGCGCGACGAAGUGUACAAUCCGUCGAUCACCAAGCUGGCCACGUACUUCCGUGGCACCCUCCUGAACGAGAAGAAGCUGCUGGGGAUUGCCCCCUUCCUGCCGCUGUUGCAUACGCUCAUUACGGGCGAGAAGGCGACGCUGCGGUGCGGAUCGGGUCGUGACGCGUUCAACGUGCGAACUGGAGGGGGCAUCUCGGCCUGCCCCAUCGCUCCGGACAGCGACCUGCAGUACGAUCUGGCCCACAUCAGCGACGCAGACUUCACCCCGGAGAAGGUGCGCGACUCGGUCAAGAUCGGAGGCUUGUGCUUGAGCUGCGAUGCGAAGGACAUCUGUGGCGGGCGGUGCCUGUACGCGAACAAGACGAUGUGGUGGGGCGAGGAAGGCUUCCUCGCCGUGUGCCAGACCGUCAAGCACCUGAUCCAGUGCAUGCGCGAUAUCCAGUCGGACGUGGAGAGCGCCAUCGCGCAGGGUAUCAUCGAGUUGGAGGAUCUCCAGUAUCCGAAGUACAACAACUCGGUGGAGGUGAUCCCGUAA